This is a messenger RNA of Aphanomyces astaci, 3792 nucleotides long. RefSeq lists its product as hypothetical. The transcript is spliced from 6 exons. The record is from RefSeq and is a predicted model, not a curated record. Gene Ontology annotation, cellular component: cytoplasm. Lineage: Eukaryota; Oomycota; Saprolegniomycetes; Saprolegniales; Verrucalvaceae. The coding region runs from base 28 to 3543 and encodes 1171 amino acids.
GGACAAUUGACAGCAAGGCGGAUCUUGAUGCGGCCAGGCUUUGACUUUGAGCGGCGCAUGCUCGACAUGGACUGGCAUCUCGUGGAAGCGUUCAACAUGAACGACAUCGACACAUCAUUGCUUCAGGAAAUGGUGCCGACCUUGACGUAUGCGCUGGUGACAGAGACCGCGUGCACAUCGCCGCGAUUGUCGUGCAAGCUCAUUCGCAUCUUGCAAUUGGUGGUGGAAACGUUCAUCGAGUGUCGAAAGGGCGACGCGUACGAUGCCCAUGUCCUCCAAGAGGACUUGAUUGCCGUGUCCAACGAACGAGAUUCGUUUCGACUGCGCCUCAAGGAAGCCAAGACGGACGUGAAGGCACUCAAGGCCCAGCUCGCGCGAUGCACGACGCUGCUCAAAAGCUGCAGCCAGGUGCUACAUGCCCAAGGAUGUUCUCCGCACACGAUCGCUGCGGUAGAAAGUAUGCUCGCAACCUCCGACUCGAUGAUGUCCACCUUCACCCCCACCACCGACGCCACCAUGCCCAAAGUGGCGCAUCUGUGCGCAUUUUGCGGCAAAGCUUUUGGCACCCAGGACUACCUUCUCAAGCACAUUGAUCGACGGCAUGCUUCCUCUUCCGCGGGAGUAGUUGGCAAGGGAACUAUCCAAGGCGGCGGUUCCGGCAACAAUCAAACCCCAAACAUCGAUAUAUUAACAAAACUCGAACUCCUUCUCGCCCAGCAUGAAGUCCACAUGAAGAAAGCGACCGCCGACAGCGCCGACACGUUGCAAGCGCUUCAAAAUGAGUUGGCUAUCGAACGAGCUGUGGCGAACGAGCUCAAGUUGGCACGGUCCGACUUGCAAUGGCGAGUCGACGAAACCCAACGACAAUUGACCAUAUGUCGCGCUGAAAAGGAUGACGCCGGGAAACAAGUGAAAACCAUGCAAGACCAAGUAUCGCAGCUGCAACUGCAGUGCCACCAGUUGGCACUCACAAUACCCACAACGACCUCUACCAACCCUAGAGAUUCCACCACGCAGGGGGCCAUUCAACGGCUAGAAGGGGCGCUGGAGCAUGCCAAGGAGGCUUUGGCGACUGCCAGACACGACAUGAAAGCUCAGCAUGACAAGUAUACUGAACUGCUCGUUGCUCACGAACGAAUAAAGAACGGACGCAUCGCGGCGAACAACUUGCACACGAACAUCGUCUACAACGACGCCAGCACGCAAACCAAAGCCGAGGACCUGCCGCCGCCCCCCCUUACCCACAGUAUGGCAUGCCAAGCUGAACUCAUCAUAGCCGCCUUGGAACAGAGUCCGAAGGUGGCCGAUAUCGUACAGUGCACCACGUCACAGAAACCUGUUCUCGUUGAUGCAAGUACACAGUUCGACCCUGCGACAGAGUUGCCACCACCCGACGACGACGACGUGGUGGAAGUGACUGAAGUUGUUCAAACGACUGGAGAUGUGGUGAUGACAAAGGAGGCUCCAUCCCCCAACCCAGUACCCAUAUGCAUUGAAAAUCCAAUGGACAACAGCACUCAACCUGCGACCUCACAGACUGGCGUUGCUGGGCCAGUUGCAGCAACGACGGUAGCAACUCCGAUCGCUCAUGACCAACGUGCGAUGGACGACGAGUCAGCUACAGUGAUUCUGCCGCCGGAAUUGACCGCGGCGUACAUUCAAGAUAUCAUGGACAUGAUAGAACUCCGCGCGAACAAGGCUUGUAUUCAACAACCCCCCACGACUACAGCAGCUAGCUCGCGCCAUCCACUUCCCCGCCGCCCGUUCUUGUCCAGCGGUUGGCCCCAUACCGAUCCAUCCGUCAACAGCAGCAUCAUGUCGCAUCUGAAGCAACUGACGGACACCGCCGCUCGAUUCGGCAUUCCCACUCACCUCACGUACCUGACCCAAAGUCAGCACGACGCAGCGCUAUCAGCAUACAAACGCCACUUGCAUGGGCUGCCUGUGGCGUUGCUGGAGCGAAUAGUAGCGAUCGACUUGCAAGUCCACGCGACGGUCGAGACCGAGUGGAUGCCGUCGGAAAAGCACCGAAAUGCCAUGUUAAGUACCCUCCAAGCUCGUAUGGAUCGACGCGAAGGACUUCAAAAGGAGUGGAUGGCCCGUGUCCUGGAGCGGAAACGAGCUACUAUAGCAACACCUGACGAACAAGCGAUUAUGGGGCCCAGAUAUGGUAGCCUCGUCUGCAUCGAUGUACCACCGCCCGUCGCCAAGGAGCUACAACCUGCAGAGGAUACGAUGGCGAGCACUCUCGACAUCAACCAGAUUGUGCCAGAUCAUGCGCAGCCUGGCUACAAGAUGGAUGCAAGUCUAGGCAAAGCGGAAGGCGCCAACGAUGAUGAGGAUGUUGAUGCUGCUACCGCCGCCCCUGAGGACCCGACAACCACGAGCCGCAGCAGGGUUGUGGUUGCUCCGACUUCUUUCUUGGACUCGAGCUCGAAAUGGAGCCAAAAUAACACUUCGACUCCCCGCAACCCACGACAAGAUGGCAACGACGUACCAAUGAUGAAAUGUCACACUUUGGAGGUGUCCACAGCGCCCAUACAAGUUUCGUCCAGUGGUAGUAUGCCAUAUGGGGAAUUGGACAAGCGAUUACAGAACGCCAGGAUGGAGGAAGAGAUGGGAGAAGCGAAGGAGGGCGAUGGCAUCAUCGAAAGAGUCCGCCAUGAAUCAACGACGAAUGAACCAACGACGACGACGAAAAACGUCCAAGUAAAGCAGCAGCACCUUGAGUUGGGUUCGAAUAGCGGGACCGAUACAGCCAUAGCUCAUGAAAUGUCAGACGAAGGGGGGAUCGAAGCCAUCACACAACUUGGUGGUGAAGGCGAGAUGCAAGGAGGGGAUGCCACGUCAUCAGAGUCGAUCAACUGUACCGACGACGUGCUGCCACGUGUGCUCGAAGUGUCCACGAAUACAAGCGCAGUAAAAGAGACGACGGUCACCCCUCCCACCGCUGUGCAGUCGUCGAUCGAAGUGGAUGUUGACCAACCUCCAUUCAACAUAUCAGUCCGAUCAUCGGAACAACCGAACGCACUCGAUCCGUCUACUUUGGACACGCCACACAGACCUGUCGAUGAUGUCGACAAGCCACCAAACGACGCCGCUGGGUCUGACGACAUUGCAGCCUUUGAUGACGAAAGUCACGUGUCGUUGAGUGCUGGCGAGGAGGGUACACAUGAUGGCAAGACAAGUCCCCUUCGAAGUUGCCCAGGAACAGCAAGUGUUGUUGGGCGGGCAUCAAAGAAGAUGCCUGCGAUGAUGAUGUCGCCGACGUUCUCGUCUGCGAUGACGUUUCAUGCGACGACGUCAUCGUCCCGUUGUCGAGAUCGGUACGAAGACGAGGCGGACGGCGGCGGUGGGUCCCACGACGAGUUUGGAUGCAACGACGACGCGAGUCCAGGUCAAAGCGUCAGGACAUUCCCCUCCUCCGCGUCGUCGUCGUCGCCAGCUGCCGCCACCGUAGCCAUUCGGCCAAAUUCCACGGCGUACUCGAUUGCCAAGCGAGACUUUGAUGACGAUGACUUGGACGAAGAGUUUAUCACGUGAUUUAUAGAUAUAGGUAGCUACCGGUAGAUAGUUUGGACAGCAGUAUUAUGACUUGGCUUGUAAUACCUGGCAAUCACUAUUUGCAUUAUUCGGAGGUUGAUUUGAUGUGGCGAUCUCCCCGAGCAGGCGUCGCAGGCACGCCAACAGCCCCACGUUCAUCUUGGCAGAUACGUUGACCUGGUCUAUCUUUUGUGUCUCGAGCCAUUGCAGAUGUAUUGAGGCAGUCUCGUCGAUGGUGUCGUCCGACUU